Molecule: messenger RNA, 3401 nt
Organism: Haplochromis burtoni (Burton's mouthbrooder)
Lineage: Eukaryota; Metazoa; Chordata; Actinopteri; Cichliformes; Cichlidae
Product: transcription factor Sox-8
Exons: 3
Coding region: 294-1733 (479 amino acids)
Biological process (GO): neural crest cell development; negative regulation of transcription by RNA polymerase II; morphogenesis of an epithelium
Cellular component (GO): nucleus
Molecular function (GO): DNA-binding transcription factor activity, RNA polymerase II-specific; RNA polymerase II cis-regulatory region sequence-specific DNA binding
Source: RefSeq, a predicted model, not a curated record
CUCAGGGGCUCUGAAGAAACUCAAGCUUUGCACAAGCCAAUAGGACAAGAGGGGUGGAGUGACAUGAGCUCUAAAGUGCUACAAAGAGUAGAAUGUAACCGUCCCUCGUCAAAAUUUGCCUGGUCCUGGAGGAGGAUGUGAGACGGAAUGGAAAAAUUCAACAGACCAAAUCCGGGAUUUUGGUUAUUUACGCGGGGUUACACUCUUUCUACAAAGUCGCGCGCCUUUACGCAACUAGAGAGCUCUUUGGGAUUUUGGAGGGUGGGGGUCAGUAGAUCUUUGCAGCACCAAACAUGACUGAGGAGAACAAGCCAUUGUCACAGCAGGCAUGCAGUCCAGCGGGAACCGACGGGUCUGCGUCCCAGCAUGGAUCGGAUUCAGAGUCUCCGGCCUCUCCGGUAAGGCCCGAAACGCAGGAGGCAGCGCGCCCGCCCGGGAUUACGCCCAAACUGGAGAGCUGCUCGGAAGACGAGCGGUUCCCUACCUGCAUUCGCGACGCUGUGUCGCAGGUGCUAAAAGGUUACGACUGGUCGCUGGUGCCUGUGCCCAGUCUGGGGGAGAGGGGGCUGAAGAGUAAACCUCACGUGAAACGGCCUAUGAACGCGUUCAUGGUUUGGGCGCAGGCAGCGCGGAGGAAGCUGGCGGACCAGUAUCCACAUCUGCACAACGCUGAGCUCAGCAAGACGCUGGGAAAGCUGUGGCGACUUCUCUCUGAAACAGAGAAACGUCCCUUUGUUGAGGAGGCCGAGAGGCUGAGGCUGCAGCACAAAAAAGACUACCCAGACUAUAAGUACCAGCCUCGGAGACGCAAGAGCAAUAAACCGGACCAGGGCGACUGCAGACCUGCGCUGGUCCAACAGCAGCAGCAGAAGCAGGGCUUGUAUAAAAUGGACCCGGGUGUGGCCAGGCUGGCUGGCACAGGGGAAGUGGAGCAGCAUUACCAUUCAGACAGAACAGGUCAGUCUCACGGGCCUCCAACACCUCCCACCACCCCUAAAACAGACCUGCACAUGGGAACCAAACACGAGAGCCGUCAGUCUGUGGACACAAUGAGCUCCAGCGCUGCUCCUCCUCCCAACCGUCAGAACAUUGACUUCAGUAACGUAGACAUCUCUGAGCUCAGCACUGACGUCAUCGGCACCAUCGACGCCUUCGACGUUCACGAGCUCGACCAGUACCUGCCUCCAAACAGCCACGGUGCCACUGUUCUAACCCCGCCAGACACCAGCAACCCCUCCGGUACUUUCAUCCCACCCAGCACAGACUGUCACGCUCCCAACAUCCAAAAUUGGACGUCCAAAAUGUCUGGUGGGACUUCCGCUGGAAUGCCGCUACCCUCUUCCAAUUGUGAGACCGACGGGCUGCACAAGGAUGGCGGCCAAAAACCUCAGAUUAAAACUGAGCGGAUGAGCCCGGGUCACUACAACUCCUCAAGUCCUCCACCACCGUCACACCAACCUGAGUAUACAUCCCUGGGUUCGGGCAUCUGUCCUUCCUCCACCCCUACCACCUCCUCGUCUGCCAACCAGUCAGACUACACCGACCUUCAAAACUCCAGCUUCUACAGCGCUUUCUCUGGUUACCCCGCCAGCCUGUAUCAGUACCCAUACUUUCAUUCCUCCCGCAGGUCUUACACCACCCCACUGAUCAACAGCCUGGCCUUGGCACCACCUACUCAUAGUCCUCCCUCUGGCUGGGAGCAGCCCAUCUAUACGACCCUCACCAGGCCUUGAAGAAGACAAAAAUAUAUAGCCAUAUAGACUGACUUCUAACAGACCAAAAUUUUUGAACAUUGAUGAUCAUUGCCGGCCGUAACUCGCAUAGUGUGUCAUAUAUUGCUGCAUUUGUUGAUUUUCAGGCAAAAAAACUUUAGCUUUUUUGUCCACUUUGAGUACAAACACCUGCAGAGUGACAUUUAAACCCGCCCUGGACACCAAAAUGUUCCACUGAAAUGCCACACUAAUGAAAUUUCAGCAUGAAAGUAGCACCUAUUUCAGACAGGGCGUUUUAUAACACUUUUCCACACUAAAACUUAAAUAGUUUCCUAAUUUUUAUACACUUUUAUUAAAGUCACUUGGAAAGUGACGCGUUUCCAAAGGGCUUCUUAUUCCUUCACCAGUAAGAAUGUGAUUUACAUCGACAUGACCAGGAGAUUGUAACUUUUCUUAAUUAGAUUAAAAACAGGAGACCUGUAAGCCUUAAAGGCCCACGCCUGCUUAACUGUUUGGUAUAGCAUGUGUUGCAUUUCGUGGUUAUGUAUGAUAGUUGGACAAAAUAAAAGAUGUUUUGCCGAAUUUGUAGUUUACGUAAAAGGAAGUUGUACCUGUGAGCAGGAGUUUUGAAGCCCCUCUUGGUCCUAUCAGUUGUUCUCUGCAGACCCGGUCCCUCCUGCUGCUUCAUUUCCACUGUGACAGCUGCUCCUGCUGAGUUUCCUGUGAGGAGAUUAGUUAAUUUCACAGUCCAAGCUGCGGCUGUCCUGUCCGUCAGCCACAAGGUUUGAUAGGCGGGACAGCUGCGUGAGGUUUUCACAGAGGCACCACACAAGAAACACACAAAUUAUUAAAGAAGAAAGAAAUGUGGGUAAAAACAAGUCCUACACUCAAUGGCUGUGUAGACCUGCUAUACUGACAAUAAAAAAUAACCAAAAAUGAAGCUGAGGUUGUGCUUAUUACGUCCAUGUAAGGACUGCAGUGCUGUGAAGCCGCAGGUUCACUAAGAAUGAAUGUUUGCCACAUGUUCCAGCCACUCAGUGACCGUGGUAUCUUUAGGACAAACACACCCGUUUUUAAACACUUCCUGUGUGGGUCUGAGCCGGCUGCUGCAGCUCAGUGGCUCCCUGUCUCAGCAGUUUACCGUGACAACCCAGGUGCCAACGACAACAAGGGCGCCAGACAGAAGAGACAUUGAUUUAUUCACAUGUGCGUACGGCCCUGGAGCCAACGUGCGGACGUUUGUGGAAGAGUGGCGAGAUCAUCAGGUGACAUUUGCACCAACAGACCUUCAGUUAAGUCUUUAUUCUGUGGUGAGUGUGCAACUUCACACAUGCCAAGCUCCAUUUGCUGCUGACCAGUGAGCCCCAUCCACUGUAAAACGAACUGAGCUUCUAACAUGUCACUUGAAAAUUCAGGCUGUUUAUUUGAGUUUAAAGGAGGGAACUGAACAUCUAUCAUUUCAUUCAGUGAUCCCUGUGAUGAGUAUAUGUCUUAAGUAGGUCCACAUGAGGGGAAUUAUGACAUUUUGCUUUCUCACUAAGAGAGACAUGAGCAUAUUCACACCACCCUUGGCUCUGGGUAUAGUGUUGCAUUCGAUGGCAACUGUGAAGCUGGAAUUUCUGAAGUUCUCCAGAAAACAAAAAAUAGUGGAAAAAAACCACCAGAAAUUGACUUUCCUACUCAAUAACU